This is a messenger RNA of Ictalurus punctatus (channel catfish), 2589 nucleotides long. Its product is annotated as leucine-rich repeat neuronal protein 4. The coding region runs from base 150 to 890 and encodes 246 amino acids. The record is from RefSeq and is a predicted model, not a curated record. The transcript has 2 exons. Lineage: Eukaryota; Metazoa; Chordata; Actinopteri; Siluriformes; Ictaluridae.
GGAAACUUCUUGGUGGGAACAAAAGUGGAUGUCGUGAAACAAGUUCUCUUCAGAGAGGAAUCAACAGCAAAGGAGUGCAAGACAUUUUGGGGAAAAGAGGGAGCCGAACACAAAGAGAGUAGAAGAACUUCAUUUUCUAGAGAAUCAAGAUGCACAACUUUACCCUCCUCCUGCUGGCCUUGUUGGUGGACUUCCUGUUAGCCGUUUCUUUGAACCCGGUAUCAUCUAAACCUCCUGUCACAAAAACCCGCAUCCGCUACAUCGGUGUACUUGACGACUACGAUGAAGAAGAAACCCCCAUUUCAAAAGUCCCAGAACAGGCUGGGGCCACUACCACUCAGUUUAUCCCUCUGAAGUGUGAAUAUGACCCUUGUGUGGUUCCCAAGGUUCCCUGUUCUGUGGUUGCUGCACAAACUAAGUGCUACUGUCCUGGAAUUACUGGUCCGGAUGAGCUGCCUACAGCUCCAGAGAUCAAAGAGUUGAAACAGGGAGCAUCUGGACUGGUGGAGAUCCAUUGGUGUGCACCACAAUCCACCGUCUCCUACUACAAAAUAAUCAUAGAAGGCAGCCACGAGCAACAAAUUUUCAGCAAUUCUUCCCGUACUGGGUUGGUGCAGGGAGUAAUGGUUGGGUCACGAGUUUGUGUGCUGGCAGGGAAUAAUGUCGGAUUCAGCGCUGAAUCAGAAAUAUCUUGUGCUCUCUUUGAGCCUCAUAAGUCCAAUCAGGCCCCCGAAAUGUCAUGGGUCAUCGCUGGGGGCAUCAGCCUUUUGGUGCUAGCCUUGGUGUUGGCUGUGGUGUUGCUGUGGAGAUGGAGGAGGGGUAGGAAGAAUGCGAGCAUGGAUGGUGAGGGACUACGAAAUCCAUCCUACACCACAAAUGAAACACUGUGACUGAAAUUUAAGGUACUCAUUUAGAUGAUUUGCGUGAGUAGACUCUGGGGAAGGUUCUUAGAAGCAUUAACAAACAUAUGCUUUUAAACAACACUUGCAAACCAUGCAUGAGGCAUGCUUAAAAGGACAGUGGGGAAAGCUUGAGGACAAUACAGACAAAAUCACUACCAAGAACCGAACAAGACAGACUUCAUACACCAUGGACAAAACACUGGGAUGGGACAGGGACAAAUUUGAAGCCCUACCAAAGGAAAGUCAGACUGCAAAUAAGGACAUUAACCAUGUGAGAUUCUACAGUCCUCAUAAAAGGAUAUUGUUGUUUUAUCAAACUAUGUCCUUGACUUUGAAGACAUUAGUAUCUAUAGUUAUCAGAAGCUAGUUAAUAUAAGUAGGGAGAAUAUUGAAAAGACAGACAUCUUAUUUUGGGUUCUCAAGAGGAUAGCUUAGACCAGGAGUCUUCAAUCUUAUCCACAAAGGGGCCACACCCAAUUCCACUUCAAAAUCCAUUGCAAAAUCAGUUCAUCUUGGUUUCCAAUCACCUAACAAGUCUGCCUCCUAUUUGGUUGGAAUGAAAGGCUGCAGCCACAACAGCCCUUUACGGAUAAGAUUGAACACCUCUGACUUAGACCUUGCAUCUUCACUUCAAGAUAUCUUUCACACAGGCACAACAGGGGUGGACAGAUCAGUAGCUUAGAUGUCUGGGACAAGCAGAUAUUUUGUCCAGGCUAUUUAAUUUUUAUUCACCAGCAGGUUUGGCCAUAUCAUCUGCAAUUAUCUCAAGAGAGAAAAGAAAGACAUGUGCCACACUCAAAUAAUACUUUUUAUGAGUGGUGUGAGAACAGAACACCAUAGCUCAUAGCUGAAAUGUCAGUCAGCAAAUUGCAAACUCCUUGUCAAGGUCCCAAUCGCAAUGUGCUACGUUAAAAACAUUCAUUUCCAUUAGUCUCUAUUAAUACACUUAACUAGCAAACUAUAUACAUCAUUACAUUGCAUUAGCUACCACUUUUUAUUCUUUUCAGUUUGGUUUCUAGAUCACCAAACUGUAGGUCUGGGCAACACACUGAAGUUUUAACUUGCACAGUGAGCUAGCAAAUGAAUUUAUGAUUUGUCCACCCCUUCACAGCUUUCCAUAAUCAUCAUAUCAUGCUACUAGUUACAACCAUAAGUAUAAGUUAAUGGAAACACAGCAGUGGAUGGUCUCUGGAGGUUAUGGACAAAUUACAAAGUCUGUGGAAGUAUUCUUUCAUCACCGUUCUAAGAGAUUCCAUUCAUUGGGAAUUGAUGCACUGUAAUCUGACAGUGAAAGAAGCUCAAGGGCAAUAUACCUGUGGAGACUGGGUCAGGACAUGAAGGACAAAUCAACAUGGACUGUUAAGCAAAAAAAAAAAGGCAGCAGAAAAGAGCGGAGAACUGAAAUAACCUAAUGUACCCCUGUGUUAGCAACUGAACACUUAGCAACCCUGCUGAGACCUAGUCAACAUGUUACAUAAGUUUAAAAGGCAUUUUAAAAUGUAGUCUUUUUUUUUUUUUUUUUUUAAAGAGAUUAACUCUACUAAUGGUGCUGGAACAUCAAGGAAGACUGGAGCUUCUGUAAGGCUUUAUAGAUAAAGAUUUAGUAAAACAGAUAUUUGUAGUUGCAUAUAAAAUGCUCAUUUAUACUCUCACUCUUUUUACAUAAUAAAAUAAUUUCUUCUGAAAA